GGCGGCGGCCGGGCCGGGCGCGAGGGCGCCUGCGUGCUGAGGCGGGACGCGGCCCGGCUGGCCGGCUCCGGCGGCGCCUGGGCGGGGCGGCGCGGUGGCGGCGGGCGCGGGCGGCGGUUGCUCGAGCGCGGCGGCGGGCGCGGGCGGCUGCGCGCUGACGGCGGCGGGCGGCGGGCGGGGGAAGAUGGCGGAGCUCGGUAAGAAGUACUGCGUGUACUGCCUGGCCGAGGUGAGCCCGCUGCGCUUCCGCUGCACCGAGUGCCAGGACAUCGAGCUGUGCCCCGAGUGCUUCUCUGCCGGCGCCGAGAUCGGCCACCACCGCCGCUACCACGGCUAUCAGCUGGUGGACGGCGGGCGCUUCACGCUGUGGGGGCCCGAGGCCGAGGGCGGCUGGACCAGCCGCGAGGAGCAGCUGCUGCUGGAUGCCAUCGAGCAGUUCGGCUUCGGAAACUGGGAAGAUAUGGCCGCUCACGUUGGAGCUUCCCGCACCCCCCAGGAGGUGAUGGAGCAUUACGUAAGCAUGUACAUCCACGGAAACCUGGGGAAAGCCUGCAUCCCCGACACCAUCCCCAACCGGGUGACCGACCACACGUGCCCCAGCGGAGGGCCCCUCUCUCCCAGCCUCACCACCCCCUUGCCUCCCCUAGACAUCUCGGUGGCCGAGCAGCAGCAGCUGGGCUACAUGCCGCUGCGUGACGACUACGAGAUCGAGUACGACCAGGACGCCGAGACGCUCAUCAGCGGGCUCUCGGUCAACUACGACGACGAGGACGUGGAGAUCGAGCUGAAGCGCGCGCACGUGGACAUGUACGUGCGCAAGCUCAGGGAGAGGCAGCGGCGCAAGAACAUCGCCCGCGACUACAACCUGGUGCCCGCCUUCCUGGGCAAGGACAAGAAGGACAAGGAGCGGCCGGCCAAGCGCAAGAUCACCAAGGAGGAGAAGGAGCUGCGGCUGAAGCUGCGGCCGCUCUACCAGUUCAUGUCGUGCAAGGAGUUCGACGACCUGUUCGAGAACAUGCACAAGGAGAAGAUGCUGCGGGCCAAGAUCCGCGAGCUGCAGCGCUACCGGCGCAACGGCAUCACGAAGAUGGAAGAGUCGGCCGAGUACGAGGCGGCGCGGCACAAGCGUGAGAAGCGGAAGGAGAACAAGAGCGCGGCGGGCGCCCGGCGGGGCAGGGAGGACGGCAAGGACGGCGAGUUCGCGGCCAUCGAGCACCUGCCCGGCUUCGAGCUCCUGUCCGACCGCGAGAAGGUGCUCUGCAGCUCCCUGAACCUGAGCCCCGCGCGCUACGUGACCGUGAAGACCAUCAUCAUCAAAGACCACCUGCAGAAGCGACAGGGGAUUCCCUCCAAAAGUCGCCUGCCCAGCUAUUUGGACAAAGUGCUGAAGAAACGGAUUUUAAAUUUCCUCACGGAGAGUGGUUGGAUCUCCAGGGACGCCUCCUGAAGCAGCGUGGAGAGUCGGGGCGCGGCUCCGGGAGCCAGGAGGGCCGGGGGUGAGGGUGGGGGAAGGAAGCGCUUUUCCCCCCACCGUUGUUGCUCUUUUUUAAGCAAAUUGAGUUCCUUUCUUUUAGGCUAUAAAUUCUCUUCGUGGCCCUCUGAAAGAA
Neofelis nebulosa (Clouded leopard) is the source of this 1607-nucleotide messenger RNA. It is a transcript of the gene TADA2B, whose product is annotated as transcriptional adaptor 2B. NCBI's taxonomy places the organism in Eukaryota, Metazoa, Chordata, Mammalia, Carnivora, Felidae. Gene Ontology annotation, molecular function: zinc ion binding; chromatin binding; transcription coactivator activity. Gene Ontology annotation, cellular component: nucleus; SAGA-type complex. The transcript is spliced from 2 exons. Bases 185 to 1447 code for a protein of 420 amino acids. The record is from RefSeq and is a predicted model, not a curated record. Gene Ontology annotation, biological process: regulation of transcription by RNA polymerase II; chromatin remodeling.